AUGUUGCUUUACGGCUGUGAUUAUGACAAAGCAGCUGAGCCUCGGCACGUUCACACGCUGUUGCCUUCGGUAACUGGCUCUGUGCCUGUGUCUCAGUCAUAUGGUGAUGAAGAGGAACCAGCAUCUCCCCCUAGCUAUGCCAUUUUUGUCAAACACCUCAGCGAGGAUAAACAGAUCAUCACUUUAGGAUUAAGAGAGAUAUUUAGUAACUUUCCCCAGGAGCCUCAAUCUUCAGUCUUCCAGCAAACUGAACAACAGUUUCCACUUCAGAAGCCAGUGGUACAGUCAGAACCUCUUGACAAGUGUGCUGUAGCUGAUUAUGAGCAGAUCCAGUGUGGACAACAGGGUAUCAGUGGUGCUGAGUGUGAAGCUAUAAACUGCUGCUUUAAUGGACAGCAGUGUUAUUAUGGAAUGUCAGUGACUGUCCAGUGUAUAAGCGAUGGUCAGUUUGUGUUAGUGGUGGCUAGAGAUGUUACUCUGCCACGUCUGAGUCUGGACACGGUCCGUCUGCUGAGUGGCAAUGAAGCACCUUGUGGUCCUGUUGGUUCAACGCCUUCCUUUGCCAUAUACCAGUUUUCAGUCACUGCCUGUGGCACCAGCAUGAUGGAGGAAAAUGGUUAUGUGGUGUAUGAGAACAGAAUGACUUCAUCCUAUGAAGUGGGUAUUGGACCUCUUGGCUCCAUCACAAGGGACAGUCAAUUUGAACUUCUCUUCCAGUGUAGAUAUUCUGCCACUGCUGUGGAAGCUCUGGUUGUGGAGGUCAACACUGUUCCACAACCUCCACCUGUAGCUGCUCCUGGACCCCUCAGGGUGGAGCUUAGACUGGCAAAUGGCCAAUGUGUCACAAAAGGCUGUGCAGAAGGAGAUGAAGCCUACACGUCCUACUACAGUGAGGAUGAGUAUCCAGUCACAAAAGUCCUGCGAGAGCCGGUGUAUGUUGAGGUGCGGAUUUUGGAGAGGACUGACCCCAAUCUUGUCUUGAUGUUGGGACAUUGUUGGGCAACAUCAACACCUAGUCCUCUCAGUCUACCCCAGUGGGAUCUUCUAGUUGAUGGAUGUCCUUACCAGGAUGACCGUUACCUGACCGCACUGGUUCCUGUAGUUGGCUCGUCUGGUCUUCAGUUCCCAACCCACAGCAAGCGCUUUGUUGUGAAGAUGUUCACAUUUGUGGAUCCAUCAUCACUGGCCCCUCUGCAGGAGACUAUCUAUAUUCACUGUAGUACCGCGGUGUGCCACCCUGCUUCUGGUUCCUGUGAGCAGAGCUGUUCCAGGAAAAGGAGAGCUGUUGCUGGAAAGAUGAGUGAAGAAACUGUGGUUUCCAGUGGAGGUGUUUUCUUUACGAUGUAA
Molecule: messenger RNA, 1347 nt
Organism: Triplophysa dalaica
Lineage: Eukaryota; Metazoa; Chordata; Actinopteri; Cypriniformes; Nemacheilidae
Product: zona pellucida sperm-binding protein 4-like
Exons: 10
Coding region: 1-1347 (448 amino acids)
Biological process (GO): binding of sperm to zona pellucida; prevention of polyspermy
Cellular component (GO): egg coat
Molecular function (GO): acrosin binding; structural constituent of egg coat
Source: RefSeq, a predicted model, not a curated record